UGUGAGACUAAAAAAAGACCAACGCAGAUCACAUUGUACCGUAUUACUCUUCUCACUUAUAACGCAGGUGGUUAUUUAAUGCCGACACUGGACCCGGCUUUAAUCUUCAUAGGCGAUUUUUUAAAAGUUAGUAAUGUAACGACAAACACCGAGCACCCCCAUCAAAAUGGUACCUUCCACACGCUCACGUCCAAAACAAAGAUGGCACAUGGUAACGGGCGUUACCAAAGUGUCGUAUCGAAAUCGAAACCUGACCGCGCUGUGGCUCAAACUGCUGCCUGACAUUGUAACACAAGCCGUCAGUCCCCUCGGUGACAUUUAGCAAUGGCACUGCAAAUAUCAGCUCUGUUUUCACGUGUGAGAGUCCCUCUGUGCACCGGCCCUCUGUCCCGUGUCCGUGCUAACAUCCAGGGAGCCGGUGUCAAGUUCAAACACGCCGUAAGUGCUGGACGCCCCCUCCACCAGCUGACAGGGACGCCAGCAACAAGUCCUGUCCGCGGCCAUAUUAACGCCAAGUUUUCAACAACGACAGCAGCAGCACUUUGGAGGUCCAGCCAGGGGAACGGUUCACUCUCACCCCGGCUGAGAAGAGGCCGGCUGGGAAAGGUCACCGUCGGUGUAGCUGUCGGUGUGAGCACGGUCGUGCUGGUCCAGUCUCUCCACACCGGAGCCCUCAGCGCCAUGGCCCUCAAAGUUAACCUGAACUCCGCUGAGGGAGACUGGAAGGAGACCAAGGACUUCUUGUUGUCUCUGUCUGUGAAAGACAGGCGUCAGUACUACAGGACGUCUAGCUCUGUGCCACUCGACGACAUCCCAGUGUGGACCCCCACUGCAGGCAGUACCAAGCGAACUUUCUACCCGAGGAAUGAAAAAUUCGACCAGAGGAUUUCCGUCUACAGUGGUGACAUCACCAAGCUGGAGAUCGACGCUAUUGUCAAUGCCGCCAACAAAACUCUGCUGGGCGGAGGUGGAGUGGACGGAGCAAUCCACCGCGCUGCAGGUCCAAUGCUACAAAAGGAGUGUGCUUCCCUCCAUGGGUGCGAGACCGGAGAGGCAAAGAUCACUUGUGGCUAUGGCCUCCCAGCAAAGUAUGUGAUCCACACUGUGGGGCCGAUUGCACAAAAAGGAGUGGGUGAAGUGGAGAAGAAAGCCUUGAGGUCGUGCUACAAGAACAGCCUGGAAGUGGCCGCUAAAAACGGUGCACGCUCAGUGGCUUUCCCUUGCAUCUCCACUGGAAUCUACGGAUAUCCACCUGAACAGGCUGUGCAUGAGGCGUUAGCAACUGUGAGGGAAUAUCUGGAUGAACAUGAUGACGAGCUGGACAGAGUCAUCUUCUGUGUGUUCUUGCCGGCGGACAAGGAGCUGUAUCUGCAGAAUCUCCCGCUCUACUUCCCGGCUGCCUGACCUGUGACAGCAGCUUAUUGUUCAGAGGCCACUGUCAAGAGUAAACUCUGAGAGACUGGAUUUGUCAGAUUUGGUUGCUGUGGAUACACACCGCUGCGCUCAACAUUCAGAUUCCUCCUCCUCUUCACGGAUCAAGACCUUCUCCAGCAGGAAGAUAACUCCUAAAUGGAUAAUUGCUUAUUUUGAAGUGCAUGCUUCUGCAGUUCCUCUAUUCUUCCCACUAAUGGUCUCGGUUAAGAGAGGUGUUGUGAUGAAGGUGUGAGAAGAUAUUGAUAACUUACGUGAAAAAUGUAUGUGUUUGUACACAGCUGCACUCUUACUUGACCUUUAUUGUCUAUGAUCAAUGGUGGCUUUGCUUCAAGCUAACAACAGCCUAUGAGUUAUGUGUUAUUUGAAUUCCGUUGUGUGCGCAUGUGUGUGAGACAAUGACAAGAGCUUAUUAAAACGAAUCACACAGG
Larimichthys crocea (large yellow croaker) is the source of this 1862-nucleotide messenger RNA. It is a transcript of the gene macrod1, whose product is annotated as mono-ADP ribosylhydrolase 1. Gene Ontology annotation, cellular component: nucleoplasm. Gene Ontology annotation, biological process: peptidyl-glutamate ADP-deribosylation; purine nucleoside metabolic process; DNA damage response. Lineage: Eukaryota; Metazoa; Chordata; Actinopteri; Sciaenidae. The transcript has 11 exons. The record is from RefSeq and is a predicted model, not a curated record. Gene Ontology annotation, molecular function: ADP-ribosylglutamate-[protein] hydrolase activity. Bases 325 to 1404 code for a protein of 359 amino acids.